AUGUAUCCCUCCGCCAACUGCUCCAGCCUGCCCCGCAGAGACCUCCCCGGGCUGCUGGACUACCAGGAUCUGUGCAACCGAAGCCAGCAGGACGUCGCCUUCAGCCAUGUUGACCCCAGGGACUUGAACCUGACGGUGGAGCAGCUGCAGGACAAGUACCUGGGCCCCCGGAGAUCCAGCUUCUUCCUCCCAGUCUGCGCCACCUACCUGCUGAUCUUUGUGGUGGGGGCGAUCGGCAACGCGCUGACCUGCCUGGUCAUCGUGCGCCACCGGUUCAUGAGGACGCCCACGAACUAUUACCUGUUCAGCCUGGCCGUCUCCGACCUGCUGGUGCUGCUGCUGGGGAUGCCGCUGGAGCUCUACGAGAUGUGGAGCAACUACCCCUUCCUCCUGGGCGCCGGCGGCUGCUGCUUCAAGACGUUGCUCUUCGAGGCGGUCUGCUUCGCCUCCAUCCUCAACGUGACGGCGCUGAGCGUGGAGCGCUACAUCGCCGUGGUCCACCCGCUCAAGGCCAAGUAUGUGGUGACCAGGAAGCACGCCAAGCGGGUCAUCGUCACGGUCUGGGGGUUGUCCGUGCUCUGCUCCGUCCCCAACACCAGCCUGCAUGGUAUCCAGCCCCUCUAUGUGCCGGGCCGGGGGGUGGUGCCGGACUCGGCCAUCUGCACCCUGGUGAAACCCCGCCUGAUUUACAACCUCAUCAUCCAGAUCACCACCAUCCUCUUCUUCUUCCUGCCCAUGGGCACCAUCAGCAUCCUGUACCUGCUCAUCGGGCUGCAGCUGAAGAAGGAGAAGAUGCUGCAAACCCUGGAGGCCAAAUCGGGCGGGGACUGCGACUACCACAACAUCCGCCUCCAGCAGCAGAAGAUCAGGAGGAGGCAGGUGACUAAGAUGCUGUUCGUUCUGGUUGUCGUAUUCGGGAUCUGCUGGGCCCCCUUCCACACAGACCGGCUCGUCUGGAGCUUCGUCUCCCACUGGACGGGCCGGAUGCUGCACAUGUUCCAGUACGUCCACAUCAUCUCCGGGGUCUUCUUCUACCUGAGCUCAGCCGCCAACCCCAUCCUCUACAACCUGAUGUCCACGCGCUUCCGGGAGAUGUUCAAGGAGGUGAUGUGCCACAGGCGGCUGCGGAGGCUGGGCUCCAGGAAGUACUCGCCCAGCGUCACCCGGGUCACCACCCGCAGCACGGUGUGCGAGCACCUGCCCGCCGGCAACGGGCUGCCCCCGUCCAAUGUGGAGGAGGAGGAGAUGGGCAUGGAGGGGGAGGACGCCCUUAAGCAUGAGACGUCCUUCCCCUGAGGGCACCGCCAGGGCCUUCCCCGCUAGUCGGGCUCCUGGAGGGACACAAUGACCGGGAGGGGGUUGGGAGGGCCAUGUCCAGUGUCCAGUCACCCGCUUACGUCUCCUGUUGCUGUGCCACCCGCUAGCACUGCCCUGGCAUUAUCUCCACUCCCAGGCUGAACUCACCAGGGGCUGCGCCAUGGCACGAGGGUACGAGCGAAGGCAGAGCUUGGGUUCAGAGAGGUGGGGGCAUUAACGCUUCGCUGGCUGGGUUAUGCCUUUGCAGCCUCUUGGCUUCGGCACAGGUGGUGGUGCCAUCCGGCUGCAGGUUGUUGUCUGGUGCGUCUGGCAGCACCGGCCCGGCUUAGUGCUAGGAGGGGCGCAGACAAGAAGAGAGGCAGGUUGUCUCCACUGAUCCCAGCUUCUUCCCUGUGUAGGGCAUCGGGGCCUGAAACAGCUCGGCCCAGAGGUUCAGACAUGGCCACUGAAUUAAGAGCAACUGCCUCUGUCAUUCAGAGGGCUGGGCCCUGGUCACAGAGUAACGCUGCCCGCCGGCCGCCUGAGUCACAGGGCAACAGGUUCCCCUGUCUCCCCCCGCCCUGCCUCCCUCCUGGGAGAAGUCUCCCUGCUAAUCCUAGCCUGAGGCUCCAGCCAUUACUACCUGCCAGCCUCAUUCACCCUCCGCCCCUGGUCCCGCUACCCACCUCCCCAGGCUCUCUCCUCCCUUCCCGCACCUUCUACCACCACACAACAAUCCCUCCUCCAGGCUGUCCCAGGCCAACACCCCCCUCCCAGUAGCCCCCAACUUUCUCCAGUACCCUAGUCCCCACUGGGUGCUCCUGAUUACCCGCAAGCCCCCCUUGCUCCUCAGAUGUGCAGGGAAUCAGUUCCCAGCAUCGCCAGCUCCUGGCCCCCCAAAUUCAUCUGAUUUUUAAAAAUACUAAAUGUCGGGGUCUGUUUCCCUGCCUCGUGGUGCUGGGACCUUUAGGAGUCCCCAGCUUUUCUCCACACCCACGUGGGCUACCGCCUCGAAAACAAGGGCUGAGAUGCUCCCAGAAUCCCAGGACUCCAGGAGCUGGGGGUUUCAGAAAGAUGCCAGAUAUCAAGAGAGUUGGCAGCGCUGGGUUCCUGACACCCCUACUCCUGCUGUCCCUGGGGAGGAGGGCGAGAACCAGGCGGUGGAGGAAAUCAGCAGAGAAAUGCCACUCAGGGAGCGUGGC
Mauremys mutica (yellowpond turtle) is the source of this 2498-nucleotide messenger RNA. It is a transcript of the gene NMUR1, whose product is annotated as neuromedin U receptor 1. The coding region runs from base 1 to 1296 and encodes 431 amino acids. Gene Ontology annotation, cellular component: plasma membrane. Gene Ontology annotation, molecular function: neuromedin U receptor activity. The record is from RefSeq and is a predicted model, not a curated record. Lineage: Eukaryota; Metazoa; Chordata; Testudines; Geoemydidae. The transcript has 2 exons. Gene Ontology annotation, biological process: G protein-coupled receptor signaling pathway.